Molecule: messenger RNA, 1733 nt
Organism: Podarcis raffonei (Aeolian wall lizard)
Lineage: Eukaryota; Metazoa; Chordata; Lepidosauria; Squamata; Lacertidae
Gene: SGCB
Product: sarcoglycan beta
Exons: 6
Coding region: 22-984 (320 amino acids)
Biological process (GO): muscle organ development
Cellular component (GO): sarcolemma; sarcoglycan complex
Source: RefSeq, a predicted model, not a curated record
AAGGAACGAGAAGAGCCCAAGAUGGCGGUCGCCUCAGCAGCAGCGAUCACCUCCGAGCAGCAAAGUUCUAAUGGUCCUGUGAAGAAAUCGAUGCGUGAGAAAGCUGUGGAGCGGAGGAAUAUUAACAAAGAACACAACAGUAACUUCAAGGCUGGAUAUAUUCCAAUUGAUGAAGAUCGUCUGCACAAAACUGGCUUGCGAGGCAGAAAAGGCAACUUGGCCAUUUGUGUGAUAGUCCUCCUGUUUAUUUUGGCUGUCAUCAAUUUGAUUAUCACGCUUAUCAUCUGGACUGUAAUUCGCAUUGGACCCAGCGGCUGUGACAGCAUGGAGUUUCAUGAUAGUGGCUUAUUGCGAUUUAAACAAGACUCUGACAUGGGAAUUAUACAUCCAUUGUAUAAGAGCACAGUCGGAGGUCGACGUAAUGAGGAUUUGGUGAUUGUUGGAGAGAACCAGCCAAUUGUGUUUCAACAAGGGGAAACAAAACUUAGUGUUGCAAAGAAUGGAACCUCAAUUACAAGUGAUAUUGGUAUGGAAUUUGUUGACCCACGGACUCAGAAUACUUUGUUUAGCACUGACUAUAAUACUCACGAGUUUCAUUUGCCAACUGGAGUAAAAAUUUUGAAUGUUCAAAAAGCAUCUACGGAGAGGAUUACCAGCAAUGCUACCAGUGAUCUGAAUAUAAAGGUUGAUGGACGUGCCAUUGUCCGUGGAAAUGAAGGUGUUUUCAUCAUGGGCAAAACCAUCGAGUUUCAUAUGGGGGGCAAUAUGGAACUGAAAGCAGAUAAGAGCAUUGUUCUAAAUGGAAGUGUGAUGGUCAACACAGCUCGACUGCCGAGUCCUUCACAUGGGGAGAAAUUAAACAAUGGCGACUGGGAACGCUACAAGCUUUGCAUGUGCUCCGACGGGACUCUAUUCCGCAUUCCAGUGAAGAGCCGCAACAUGGGUUGCCAAACCUCAGUUAAUCCCUGCGGUAAUACAUAUUAAAAGCAAAACAGGGCACUAUCAAACGAGGAGGAGCUUAGGUUUAAAACAGUUGCAUGUUUGCAAGCUUUUUUUGUUGUUUUUACCACGCUUGUAAAAGAACUACAUGAAGCACUUUUUUUUAUCCAGGACACUGCAUUGAACAGAUUCUUUUAAACAUCAGCCAUAUCAUCAAACCAUUUGUGCUACAUAUUACUGUAUUUCAGUAAGGUACUUAAGUACAUUCAUCACUCCAGAAGUACUUUAGGAUAUAGCUGAAUUGAAGUCACUGAAAUCUUUGUGAAAGGUCUAAUGGUGCCAAUCUUUGGCUUAUCUCACCUUUGCAAGAGUACUUUCUGCAAGUGGCGAGAACCUUCGGGUGUGCACAGAUCAGUGUAUAUGCAUGUGAGAAUAGGAUGGCCUCACCCACUAUUGGCAUGUGGGCUUCUGAAAAUUGGCUAGGUGGUGAGCAUGGCCUUGGGCCAAAAAUGGCUAGCCAUGCCUUGGCUAGAGGUUGUGUGCCUACAUGGCAGUCUUCAUUCAUGUGCCCCCUAGCGGUGCAUGAUCGACUCACAUACCCCACCCUUUGUUUUCAUAUAUGCCUCAACAGAAUAUGCUGAGCAGUACUUGUGGGGAAAAACACGUCUGAACGGUGGUGCUUUGAAUCCUUUAGGAUUAUGCAGAGACUCUUCACCAACAGCGCAAGUUUCCGUAUAAAUAGGUUGGCAUUUCAUCUGGGCAAAUAUCACAAACAAGAGAUUAGUCUUUAAAAA